AUGGCAUCCGCAAAUCCAAUGCCUUUGCAACGCGCUCCUCGCUCCAACCCCGAUCAUGGGCCUAGUAACGAUGUUGCCUCGUUCAAAAAGGUCCUUGCCUCCUCCACUCGAGUUCUCGCUCUUUGCGGUGCGGGUCUUGGCGCUUCAUCUGGUCUUGACACUUUCAGAGGUCCAGGUGGCAUGUGGAGAAAUUAUCGCUCGCAAAAUCUUGCUACCCUGGAUGCUUUCACCAGAGAUCCGGGUUUGGUUUGGUUGUUUUAUUCGUAUAGACGCCAUAAGGCCUUUGCUGCGGAACCGAAUAAGGGACAUUUUGCGCUGGCAGAGUUGGCGAAGAGAAUGAAGAAGGAUGGAGAAGAGGGAUUUGUGUGUUUGACGCAGAAUGUUGAUGGUCUGGCUCAACGUGCGGGUCAUCCAGAAGGCUCCCUCAAACUUCUUCACGGCUGUCUUUGUGACAUUAAAUGUGCCGAUCCAGUUUGUUCUUACCGUGAACGCAACAAUUUCGACGACCCUUUCCAUCCAUCUAUCGCAAUCACCAGCGAAGAUGAUAUCAAAAUUCUUCCCGCAGCUACGGAAACGGUAAGACCUUACAUGCCCCUAACACUCAGCCCUGCAAUGUUGUCCCGAGUUGGCCCGGAAGUCCAACAAGCCAUGAUCACUUACCUUGACCCAAACAAACAAACAACUACAAUCAAGAAAGAGGAACUUCCUCAUUGUCCCCAAUGCACCACUGCUCUCUUGCGUCCGGAUAUUGUAUGGUUUGGAGAAGCUCUCCCAGAAGAUACUCUAGAUGAAGUAGAUCGAUGGAUUGACAAAGCACCUGUUGAUCUUAUCUUGGUCGUUGGAACAACGGCAAAAGUGUAUCCGGCAGCAGGAUAUGUAGAUGUUGCGAGGGACGCGGGCGCAAGAGUUGCAGUGAUCAAUAUGGAUGCGGAUGGAUUGGGUAGUGCGGGUGGGUUGGACAAGGAUGAUUGGUUGUUUUUGGGUGAUGCGGGUGCGAUUUUGGACGAGAUUUUGAGUCCUUUGAAUGAUGGGGAAGAAAAGGGAAAUGUCCACGAGAAAUCUUGA
Botrytis deweyae is the source of this 1065-nucleotide messenger RNA. RefSeq lists its product as uncharacterized. The coding region runs from base 1 to 1065 and encodes 354 amino acids. The record is from RefSeq and is a predicted model, not a curated record. Lineage: Eukaryota; Fungi; Ascomycota; Leotiomycetes; Helotiales; Sclerotiniaceae. The transcript is spliced from 3 exons. Gene Ontology annotation, molecular function: NAD+ binding.